Molecule: messenger RNA, 24142 nt
Organism: Xyrichtys novacula (pearly razorfish)
Lineage: Eukaryota; Metazoa; Chordata; Actinopteri; Labriformes; Labridae
Source: the annotation of a GenBank genome assembly
AUGGAGUCGUACAGAGUGACUGGCAUUCCUCACAGUGGACCACAGCGGGGCCACCCUCAGCCGGCUCGCCCCUCUAGGCCCCACAGUAAUGGAGCUGGAACAUACGGUCUCAGCAUCCGUGUUCAGGGUAUAGAUGGGCACCCAUAUGUAGUCCUCAACAAUCAAGACAGGGGCCAUCACUCCUAUGUGGACCCUAACAGUAAUGGCUACAUGGACUCAGAGGGAUCUUUUAUUGAGAACUACCAAGAGUAUGACUUCCGUGGAGGGAAAGAGGCUGGAUCCAACAGCCCGUUUAUGGAGUACAGGUCGCAGAAGAUGAUGAAUUACACUGGUCCUCAAAAUGGGGUCACAGAUUCACAGGGUAAGAGACAGUCCACCCUUCUGAACUUUCAGAAGCAUCCUGAGAUUCUCCAGCCUUAUGAUCCAGACACCAACUCCAUGAACCUCGAUGGUUUCCGCAGCCUGCCUUCAAGGUCUCCACCCCUGGCAGAGACUGACAACCAACAACCGAGUUCUUCAUUCAAAUCUGUCCCAGCACCAUCCCAGCCAAAGUCAUCCAGCUUGGACCGGGACAAAACUUCUGUGCAGCAAGAUAAAAGGAGACUUCCCUCUCAGAGAGUGAGUGAUGCAGCCCCCUCCAUGCCGAAGUCACAGUCUCUGCCUUCAGUCCAGCGUGCUCAGCCUCAGAGCAGGCCAAAAUCCCAAGGAGCUCAACCCCAGUCCAAACCUUAUCUUACCAACCCAAGUCCACCUCAGUCCAAACCAGGCACCAAAAUGGAGCCUCCAUCCCAGUCUUUGCCCUCCUCUGCGUCCACUCCCUCAACUGAACAGAGCAAGUCAUCAGGCAGAGCCCCCAGCUCCAUGAGCAGCGCCAACUCCAGUCUGGAGCGUACCCACCAUGAGCCUGACGUCCUUCCACUACGCAGGACAGACUCCAGCGGGCCAAUUCUUCAGCCCUCUUCUCGCUCCCGCCACUCCUCCUCAUCCUCUACCUCCAAGACUUUGUUAGAUGAACAGAUGGAGGCCCUCUAUGCUGACACUAUUAACCGCCACGAGAACCGCAGAUACAUCCCUUUCCAUGCUGGUUCAGGGAGAGACAUUGAUACAGGGUCCAUUCCUGGUGUGGACGAGCUUAUAGACAAGUUUGAUGCUAAAGAUGGAAGCCAGCAUCGCAGAGGCAGAGCAGGGCGCAGGAACAGAAUCAACCCUGAGGACAGGAAGCGCUCUCGCAGUGUGGACAGCGCCUUCAGCCAACGAGAGGACCAGAGCUUCUUAGACGAGUUUACUCCCCGUCGGGGAACAUCCAUGGAGCACGUCCUGCGGCCUUCACAGCUCCGGCAGCAGAAAUCAGCCGGUGGUCAGGACUCCUGGGUCUCUGCUGUUGACGGAAGGAGUGACUCCAGGGCUUCAUCUCGGGCCACCAGUGCACCUGGAUCCCCACAGAGCACCAUCUCUAAAGGUGUGGGCCUCAUACAGGGUUACAAAAAGCCACAGACAAGCUCCUCUUCUGUCCCAUUCAAAAGUAAAGAGAGUGAGGACAGCACCUCCUCAGCUGGAAAAACUUCGUCAUCAUCGCUGUCAACAUCACUAUCAAAGCCGUCCUCCACAGCAGACAAGAAGGCCAGCGCAGAAGCAGAUGUUCAGGUAAACAGACGGAGCUCAACGCCACUGUACCUUUUAAGUUGUAAUUUGAAAUUUCAGAGUGCAUUACUUCACUUUGAAGAUUGUGAAUUGUUUGGUCAUGUUAAAAUCAGAGCAUGUGACAGGUGAAAACAGCCCCCACCCCUUUUUUUUAAUAUCGCUCUAUUUUCAUUUAAAGUCUCUUUCUCUUCCUCAGGCGACACCUGAUCUCCUCAAAGGUCAACAGGAGCUUUCACAACAAACAAAUGAAGAGACAGCUAAACAAAUAUUGUUUAGUUAUUUGAAAGAAGGGUGAGUUAACUUCCAUUUUCUGCUCUUGUACAUGAACUUUUAAGCUUCAGUCAUUGUCUUCAUCCUUGCCGGGUAGUUGAAUCAUGAAAUCCAAAAACUUUUCUGUCCAAAGCCAAGAAGUUUUACAGUAACACAAUGCAUCACAGAGGAGGAGACUUCUCUGUGGAAGCGUAUAAAUGGUUUUUAUCAGAGUUGGACUGUUGGUGAUAAAAAGAAAGAAUGUGCUCUCCUUACCCUCCCAUGCAAGCUGUGAGUAAUCCAGCUGUCUGGAGUUUGUUUUCUUGCAGAAUCCCACUUUUCUCUCUGCUUUUUCUUUUCCACACUGUGUGAAAUGUGGAGAAGACUCUUUAUUUGCUUGUGUAAUCGGACGCCAAAGAGAAAGGCAUGUGGGGUUAAAAGGUUAAAUGAAGUUGAGAUUCUGAAGCCAGAUAUGAUUUUUAUUGCAGUCUUAAACAUCUCUUUGUUUGGAUGUAAAUUAAUAGUCAAGGGUUGUUUUGACAAAAGCGUAUGUAUUAAUAACAAAUGCCAGUUUACUCACUUUCUGCAGAUUUUAAACCAAGCUCUGGCGAUUUUGUGAGAAACAGAAACAGUUUGCAGAUUUUCUAUCAAUCUUCUACAGGCCUGUGGUAGUGCAGUGAGUGAACAGGAAACUGCUUGGGUGUGUCAGGCCACAGGUCAGGAGUCACAGGACAAAGUAAAGGAAACACAGAUGGAAGUGCUGGGGCUGAAACGGAGCCACAUUCUCAAAGCUCAAAAGACAAACAUUCACCAUCAGAGGUUAUAAAGGUUUAAUGGAAAUCAUCUGUAUGAACAGAGGAGAGGUUUGGGGGAGGAAGGGGUUGGCCUUUUGUCUCUAGGCUGUGAAAUUUAUUGAAAUAAUAUAUCACUGCUGUCAUGUGAAAGUGGUGUAACUCCACUUUUGUGGAUUCUGAUGUUUUCACUUGAGCUGAAGGAUUAAAAAAUGGUUCUGUGGGUUAAGAAAAUCCUCCCAUCUGUGGUGCUUUCAGAUGUCUUGCAUAAAAACCCCAAAUGCUCAGUGUUAACUCUGGGAACAAAGCUGCCUUUCUUCACUCUAGAAAAUAUGAUGUCUAUGAAAUUAUAAAAUAGAACUGAGCAGAACAAUACUUAGCUUGGUUUUCCUCAUGUGAGGUUUGAAAUGCAGGGUUCAAACUACAGUAUCUUCAGUAUUGGCAGAAUAUUUGGGUGUGGUUGGUUUUGUGACCAAGUGCAGUCAAUCCAAGCCUCAAAAUAAUUCUUUCUUUCUUUCAAUAUGACCAAAGAUGCUGCUUUAUUACACACAAGUAUUCUGUUGUGUUUCUUAUAUUCUCAGCACUUCUUCCUAUUAAGAAACCAAGAGAUGAAAUAAGACUGUGCAGCAAUCCCAUUACACUGCCCAUACGUUUGAUUCUUCCGCUCAUGUGCUUCAUAGUUUCGUGGACGGGUGUAAUGAAGCUGUUUGUGCCAGGAGGUGACACAUCAAAGCAGCAUGAUCCUUCCUGACCCUCUCUAAGCAGGGAUGAAUUACUCUGUUCUCAGAACAGUCUGGAAUUAAAUCCUGAUCCCCCCAAAUACUGAAACAAGUUAUUUUUUUCAACCUUUAUUUGCCGUUAUGCAUUCAUACAUAGUGCAUGUGUGUGUGUGUGUGUGUGUCAACAGAUGUAAUGACAGUGAUGAAACGACGAAGAGAAAGGUCAACCUUGUCUUUGAAAAGAUACAGACCUUGAAGACUCGGGCCACAGCGAGUGCUCAAGGGGACACCAAAGUAAGACAUUGUUACUGCUCAUGAAUACCAUAUCAAAAACCAAUCAAGAGAUAUAUAUUAUCUCUGCUGUUUGUAUCUGUUUUGUCAAAGUGCUCCGUCUACAUGAUUUGGUAUUGCAGUCCGAUUUGUAAUUUUAGUUCUGCUCUUUAGCUGUGGCUCAAAUGAAAGUUUAAACAUACCAAAAACUCUUUGUUCGUGUGCAUGUUUAGUUUGAACCUACAGGACAUAACCAACUCUAAAACUUGUUCCCUUGUCAGUCGCUGGACAUUUCUGCACAAACUAAAGCGCUGCAGGAGCAAAAUGCUGAACUGGAGAGAGAAAUGGCCGAAGUGAAGAGACAACUUGAGGUAAGGAGUUGGAUCAUAACCAUGCUCUAGAGACCGGUUCAUUUCUGUUGGCAUAUCAGCAGUGGACUGUUGGUUUAUUGCUGGACUUGUUUGUUGAGAAUAUCCUUGAAUAAAGGGUUUGGUUGAAAAUAGGUUUAAAGGAUUAGAGUGAAUUUAAAGAGACAUCACCAGGAGGAUGUAGAAUUAGUGAAGUACAACACAUGGGUGAAUUUUCAUGGAUAGAGUGAGAUGGAAAAAAGAGGCUUUUUUUUUCCUUAAAAAGACUUUGACGUCCCUUUUAUUCAGACAAUGCAAUAUUUUCAAAUUAAUGCAGUGACAACAUUAUGGUGAAAUUUGGUUUGAGGUUAAAAGCAAUGGAGAAUCCAUAACAUUGUGUUCUUAUAGACAGUAUUUCCAUUUUAAUUCUAUAUUCAGGUUUUAGGAUCUACUUUCAGACUAUACAAAACUUUGUCAACAGAGGCCACAUCUUUGUGUUUUUAUUUAAUGAUGAGUGUGCCUGAUCAUCUUUAUCUUCACACCAACGGCUGUUUGCAGUCUACUAUGAAAAGUCAACAGUGAUGUUUGUGUGUUUUUUUUCCCCUUCAGAAGAAUCAGGCUGAUAGGAGGACAGCAGCGGGUUUGAAGGAUCUGCAGCAGGAGCUGGAGCGAAGUUUAGAGGAGUGUAAGCGUUUGAAGGAGAAACUUGCCAAAACGGAGUCUGAGCUCCAGACCACCGUUGAGGAGUAAGUCCAGUGUGACACGUUGAGGAAAUGUUGAGCCACUGAUUGAUGUGUAGUCCUUGUUUUGUGUAAUUUAGUUUUUUAGUGUUUGAAUUGUCAACUGCAGUUAUAUUGAACUCUUUUACACUUGCUCACAGGAGCAGUGUAUCAGAGGAAGCGUGUCUGUGUUAAUACCUUUAUUGGGUCUUUUGAUAAUGAACACUUACAGUCAUUAGCCAUCAUCUGCUGACAUUCUCAAACACGGUCGUGUGUGUGUAUGUUGUUAAAACUCGAUAUGUUGAUAGUUACUGGAGUGGUUACUAUGCCAGUUCCUUGUGCCUCCUGUGGUUACUUGAACAGACAGCUCUGAAUAUUUAAGUGUACUCAGUGACUGAUUUACUAUUCUAUUACUAGUAUUGACUCUGAAAGCACUUGCUGUCUGUAUCUGAUCUGUUACUCACAUAGCUUCACACUUCCUUGGAGUUGAGCCCUUAUUGAUGUUACAUUUUUCUCUUUUUCUUUCACUUUCUUAAGUUUUGUUUCUCAGCUCAGCUAGUUUCUGUUAAGCUAUUUCCAAAUAUGACUUGGCUACUUCGACUCUUUUCUUUCUCUGAAGUCAGUUUGUUGAACUAUUGAAAAUAAGUCAAAGAGUGAAGUCUUUCAUCUCUGGGUCUAUUCUAUCAGAGGGUUGAGGUAUUCUGGCUCAGUCUACAUCUCUGAGUUCAUUUGUUUGAGGUGCCUCACAUCACUCAUCACCCUGCCACUCUGUGUUGUCAUGCAGAGACAGUUUAGACAUUAUUGGUUUGCCAGGUUCAGGUUUUCAUUUUAACCCCUGUGCUCUGUAGGCUGCACAUUCAGACCCAGCGCAGGUGCUGCCGUUUGUAUGUGUGAAUGAGGGUGCAGGUGUGUGGGGGUGUAUGUGUCUCUGUGUGUGAAAGUCUACUGUAUGUAGAGUGUCUUCACUGUGUUGUGACAUGAUGUGUGGUUUGUCAGGCUGUUCCAGGUGAAGAUGGAGAGGGAGCAGUACCAGACAGAAAUCAGAGACCUGCAGGAUCAGCUGUCAGAGAUGCAUGAUGAGCUCGACACAGCCAAGAAGUCAACCUCAGAUGGAGAGAAAGAUGUUAUGAUGGCGGUAAUGCACAGAUUAUUGUUCAAGAGGAGAAUACCAUUGAGACUAUAAAGUAAAAUAGCCAGUCAGUGCUAUUUUGCACUUUUUAAAACAUUUGAACUUAGAGGCAGAAAUUGUCAGGAUUAGACUCUGAAAACUGCAAAUAUUUGUAAUGACCUAAAAAUAUAACAUACAUUCACUAUACAUUUUAGUCCUCAGAAAAAUCUUCAAUAAGCUAACAUUUUUCUACAUUGAAGGUUAAAUAGUUAAAUAAAAUGUUAAAUAAAGUUAACUAAAAGUGAAAUAAAAUGAGUAAAGUAUAUUUACAGGGCAGAAAACAGUGCACUGAUUAGUUUCAUCUUCCUCUACGUUGACCAAAGUGCUGGAAGGAACACGUACAAUCAAAGACCUCAGCAAACAACAUUGUGUUAAACUCAGAUUCGACAGCGCUGUAGCUGGGGUGCACUUGAAAUGCAUUAGACAGAAAAUUGCAGAUCAUGCUUUCUUAACAAACCAGCAAAGGAAUACAGACCAGGAACUAAAAGGACGUUAUUUUUCAUUUUGUCAUUUCUUAUUUGGCUGACCUUAGAUCAGUUUCUACAACAUGAAUGAAGUGAGAAAUCAAGAGAAACUCAAGUUAAUUCAUAUUUUUAAAACAGGACAUGAUGCAACUGAAAGUGGAGAUGCAGGAGGUUCUCCUGGCCAAGGAGGAGCAGGAAGAAGUGCUGAGAAGGCGAGAGAGGGAGCUCACAGCUUUGAAAGGGGCGCUGAAGGAGGAAGUGGCCGCUCAUGAUCAGGAGGUGGACAAGAUGAAAGAGCAAUAUGAGAAGGAAAUAAGCCGGCUGCAGACGUCUUUAGAGGAGGCGAAGCAGGUAAUCAGCCUCCUGUGUGCAUCUCUUCCAUCUCUCUCUUCUCUUCAUGUGUGUUACUUCUACUCAUUUCCUUCACUCCCUCACUCCCCCAUUUUAUACUCACACUCUGUCACUGAGGAGUUGGGAGAUAAGCGUCACACCAGGGGGGCUGUGACUGUGUUUGUGUGAUUUGCAUUUAAAGUCGUGCCAUGUGUUUUUCAUCAAGGAUUUAAAACUCUGCUCUAAAUCGACAUAAUUUACACCUUUUCACCAGUUUCACAUCUGUGGCACCUGAGUGUCAAAAUACUGAGACUUGGGUUUUAAAACAUGCAGGAUGAUCUGUAUCCAGAAUCAGCUUAGCGCUUAAAAUCACUAACAAUUUAUCUCCCUAAAAAGGGUUUGCAAAAAAAGGAGAGAAAAGACCGCCUUUCUUUGGGUCUUUAUACAACACUUGGAAAAAUGUUGAAAUGAAGAUGUCAACAUAUGAUUUAAAAAACUAGACAUUUAAAAGAUCAGCACUCAUAAACUUGAAAUAAGCAUACAAAUCUUUAGUCCCCUUCAGCAGAAAGGAACUUUUGAUGUCUCAGGGCGACUACUGUGGACACAUAGAUGACAUUUAAUCAGUCAGAUAUGCUAGAUUUGAUGAUUCAGCAUUUAAAGUUCUUCUCAUAGUUCAUUGAACCCCUUCAGGAAUAGAUUUUGAACAUUUGAAGCUUAAAUAGUUUUGCAAAUAUCUGCUGUGUUAGUCAUAACCAGUGAUUCAAUGAUUUCUAUAUUCUUGACUUCCAGACAGACACUCACAUUUAGAGCAUCACAAUCUCAUUUUUUACCAGUUUAGUUCUGCGCUCAUUAUAUUUUUUACUGAAAUAACUUAAGUUGACACACUUGUAAUGGGUUUAGAAACUAACACUGUGAAACAUUUAAAAGUAGCUCAUCAACAUUUUCCAUGGAAAGCCUGCAGAAGCAGUCAAGUGUGGAGGUGUUUGUCUUAUCUCAGUCUUCUCCUCUCGGGAGGGACUUUUACAGGAAAAGGGGUGUUUGAUGAAACAUUUAGAGACACUUAUCAGUGUAUGGAACUGAGGAGUUGCCUUACUGGCAAAGACACUAUUGAAGCUUUGAAGCAACUUUAGAUUAAAGAUCCUAAAUGAACUCUGUUUUUGUUGAGUUAACAAAACCUGAACUGGGCUUACCUAUAGCUUUAAACUGCUGUUUUUCUGCACUAUCAUGAGAGAGUUUACAAAGAUAAAGGAAGACUGGUCAAGAUGAGACAACCAGUGUUGCAAGGCAGUAAAUUUUGAGGACUGAAGACACUUUGUUUUUCAGCAGGUUGCUGUGUGACUCACGUGCGUCCUGUUUGUCUUAAAUAGUGGAAAUAGUCCUUGUUCUAGGCUUCCUGCAGGCUGACGUGGGUCUACAUCCAGCAGUGCUCUGCUGCAGCAGUCUAUGAGAACACUUCCUUUGGUCAAACAGUGGUACUGGUCCCCUGAGGGACCAUGUUGCUGGGGGUUUACCCAAAGCGCUUUGUAAACACUUGGAAAGAUGAGGCCAUUGUUGGUUUCUCUUUAUAGAUUUCUCAUGUUGGGCCUGUUUCUUGAUGUUUUUGAACUGAGGUUCUUUCCACAAAUUUUGACUUCAUGAGACAUCCUUAGCUAAGAAGACCAUCACUCAAUAACCAAUACAUUGAUCCAAUAUCAUCUAAGCAGUUGCUCCAUUUAACCAUAAAGUUUGUGUCUAAAAAAAUGGGCAAGCAGCUGAGAUUUUCUGAUAAAUCAAAAAAAAAAAAAACUGUUAAUUAAAUUAUUUGUAGUCGUAGCUCCAUAAUAUGCAUCUUGAAACCAUGCCAGUGAUAACUUUGGAUGUUAAUUAAGGCUCUUGCUGUAAUACAAAUACUCAGUGUGAUUGGCACAAACACCAAAGCAAAAAGGAAAGAUCUAAAUUAAACCCAAGGCCUUUUGAAGUCCAAAAUGUUCACAGCAUGUGGGUAGCAGGCUGAGCAACUGGCUGUGAGAAAGUCCAACAUUAAAAGGGAAAACCGCUGAUUAUAUCAUGUCCACAUCCACUUUGUGUGAGGGUGUCAGACGGGGAAAAGAGGGCCAAAGUGGACAGCGCAUCCUCUCCCCCCACCUCCAACGUGAGCACUGCGUCCCCUCUUUUGUGUCCCUGACAUUUGCAGUGACCAGCGCAGCCCAUGCAGGGAAGAAUGCAGAAAACUGGAGCACCGAAUCGCUCUGUAUACCAGUUAAUUGUGGUGGCAAGCCAUCACUAAUCUAAUGAGCUGCCGGUCCUGAGUUGUGUCGUGCCCCCACUUCUUUCUGUGCCCUGUGAGGGUGGGGGUAAUUGUGGACCUCAGUUGAUAAUGAAUGAUGAGUUUGUUUCACACAAUAAUAGCAGCGGGGGUUGGGGCAUGCUGAAUAAGUGGGUCAGUGUGCUGUAGAGAAGGGGAUGCGUGGCUGACCCCUUGAAAAGAAAUGGGGGGCCUGUUUUGUGUCUUAAAUUGAAGGCUGCAUUGUUUUUCAAUGAGCCGAAAUGUGAGGAAUUUCAUCAAGAUGGAAAAAGGUUUGUCAUACUUUCUGAGGCAGAUAUGAAUCCUCUUACUUUCGAGAUCUUAAUGUUCUGUAACAAAAGAUGUCUUCACGGUUGGAAGUGGACUUGAUGUUUGGUGUCAGCAUGUGCUGGUAUGCAGAGCAUGUGGAAAGAUGAGGUGCGGUGAGAAAAGGGAAGGUUUGUUUUCAGGAAUGUGGGGGUCAAAGUGGAGAAUGCGCUUCCCUACGGACCUCCUCCUUCACCUAGCUCCAACUCUGUUACAGUCCACCCGCUCUGACCCCGCUGAAGAGACUCAGAUCUUUUCAUUUCUGCCUCUUCAGGGUGCUACAACUGCAUCUCCAUCUCCACUGUGGAUUCUCAGUGGUAGAGGCUUAAAUGGGCCUCAGCUUUCCUUACUGUAAAGACAGUCUUAUCACACCUUUUCCAGCUCUUGUAAUGUUUCACCGACAGCCUGGAGCCACAGUGUGUAACACAGUCACAUUGUUAUCAAGCUCUCAUCUGUAACCUCAAUCCUAAAUUCUGUAUUUUUCAUUUAUUGGCUCCACAGUCUCCACACAAGGCUCUGCAGUGAUCUCCCACUCAGCCAAACACAGUUCAUCCUCUGGCCUGUGUCACUCUGUAUCUCUAUCUGUCUCUUGAGUAAUCUGUACCAGUGUGUGAACUGAAGUCUCACUGUCUGAUCAUCAAACUUCAGUGGCCCAGAGAAGAGUUACCCCUCAGGCUUGUUUUGAAGGUAAAGACUCCUGCAUGAGUCUGCCUGUUUGAUGAUAGCGCUGUAUUUUCCAGCACAGCCGUAGGAGCUGAUUUAGCCAGCGGCUGAAUGGAAGAAGAUGGAGACGUAGGGUGAGAAUUGAGACGGGAAAUGAUGGGAUAAGUUUCUGGUUUCUUACACUGACAGUAAAGAAUGAGCCAUUAAAGUGCGUUAAAUUACAUUUUCAAACAAAUUUGAUGAUAGCAUCAUGGAUGGAUGAAAACUGAAAGAUUCAGUUGAGGUAUAUGAGCACAUUUGAAACCAGCAGCUUUCUUGAUUUUUGUGUUUCUCUCCACCAGCUCACAGCCCAUUAGCACUUUUUUGUUGUGAGCCUCAUCUGCCAAAUAGCUUGUCAGAAAAUACACCCUUCAUUUUGAGAUGAGUUUAUCUUUGGGGUGUUUUCUUGUUCAGUUACGCCACUUUCUCAUUUUUCAUAUUAAGAGUUUUGACAUUCUUUGCCAAACAUUAUGGUCAUUAUCUGGCUUUUGUGAGCAUUUAUAAUGUUUCAACAUGUUUGAUUAAACUGUAUGUUGCUGAAGGGUUUAGGACAUAUGUCUGGAAAGUGUAGGGUGAAGACUUAAUUCUUUAGAAAUGUCUGGCUUGUGUAUUUUGGGUGUUCCUUUCUCUUGCUGCCAGGUUCAGUCAGACCUUGUCUUCUUUGGCCUUGAUAACAAAAAUAGGAGUUUUCUCCCGUCUUUGUUAUUCUGUAAAAGCUUUUCUGGGCUUUUGAUUGAGUUUUGGCACUCUGACACCUCACUCUCAAAGUCUGACUCAAAUCCAACAAACCUAUUUUUUAUUUUAUUUUAUUUUGAUGAAUAUUUUGUGGCUGAUGUGAUUAAACACUACACAUUAGACUUAUCAUGGUCCAAUUUUACACUGAGUAAUGAUGGGAUUCAAAUUUAACUACAAAAAGAAAGUUAAAAUAACCCUGAAGUUUUUUAAACAUUGAACAAAGAGAUGAACAUGAGACCAGAUACUACAGUCUGAUUGAAACUCAUUCCAAAAAACCCACAAACAUGCUUGAUUGCUUUUGGAUACAAAGAUUUGCUGCCUGAACUAUGUGUCUCUGCAGUCAUUGCUGGCACACCCAUUAAAUAUUAAUUACAGCAAACUAUGAAUUCAUAAACUGCUCUGUUAUUCUAGAGAGUAUUGCUACCUACUUCCCAGUUUUUGGUGUGACCUGGCUGCUUUUUGACCCAUUAGAAGUUUAACAAGAGAUUUAUUAUGAAAAAACACAGAAUUAAAUAAUCACCAAAGAUCAACUAAAGAACAAAUUAACAAGUCAGCUACAUCACAAAGAACCAAAACACAAGGAUCCCUAAAAUGAGUUGCAGCAGUUCUCUUCAAAUGCCCCUCCCUAGUGCAGGCAGCUCUUUGGCUUUUUGACACUCAGGAUCAGGUGAGGCUGAUUGUCAAUUAGUCACCUUACCUGGGCAGAGCUAAGGGAGACAAAAGGUGGAAAAAAGACACAAGCAACAUAAAGCAGUAUCACCUGCAUGUAAGUGCACCCUUCAGAAGUCCCAUUAAAACCUCUUCAAGUCAAACACUAAUGCUUAUUUAUAUGAUGAUUGAAGUUGUGGGUGGAGUUGUCAGCAUUUACUGUUUGUGGUAUCAACAGCCAAAUCCAAGAGAGUCAAACUGACACAUCAGGACUGACUCAAGACUUACAGAAAUAACAGAAAAAGAACUUUCUGAAAGGUGGUUAUCUUAAAUAGUUCUGCUUUUUUUGUAUUAAAAACAUCAUUGUCUCUUUGACUGUUUGCACAGCCACCAGUCUUUAAUUUCUCCUUAAAUGCAACCAUCCAUGCAAGCUUGUGCUUUGGCUUUCCGCAGAGGUACUUCGAAAAGUGAGAUUCUGUUUCAUUUCUUUGAGGACAAGACAAGAUUUGGUUACGGCCCCUCUUUGACCAAAGGGAUGCCAACGCUUCUCAGCUGUCAUGAUUUAAUUUCUUCUUCAAUCCUUCCAUUCAGUUCAUGACAGGCUUUUUGUUCCAGCUAACGUCAGCUCUUAGCUCCUUCGCUUAAUGAGGAAAGCUGUUGUAUUUGUAACCCACACUAGCUGCUGGCAAACUAAAUCAGUGCUCAUCAACUGCCAGCAUAAUCCUUUUGUGGAUUUUUCCUUGCGUUAAAGGUUUAAGGUCAGAUAAUGUGAUACCAACCAGGAAAUUACUUAAAGUUUGGAUAAAUGAGAAGUUUUGUAGUUUAACAUAUAGAUAACAAAAAUGCAAUUGCAGCACCUCACAGUGCUGGUUGGGGUGUUUUUGUGUUGUAGACAGACUUAACAAGAAUUAAAAAGGCUUAUUAUGGCCUACCAUGCAUAUUUUAGCAUCUUUGUGAACUCUAAUCGCUUUGUUUAGUCUGAAGUUGUGAGUGCAGGACUUAUUUGUUUGUAUUUCAAUGAGAAGUCAAAUAGCAAUAGGACAAAAAAAACAGUUUGUGGAUUACUGCAGCCUACUUGUUAAAAAAAAUCAUGAAUACAAAUACUUUCCUAGCCUGUAGGUCCAUGAACGUAAGAAGUGGUGGUGGUGUUGGAGUCUAUCCGUGCCUGGUACACAGACAGCAGGUGGGUAAUACAUUGUCCUGUAGAAUCAGUCGUCCUAUCAGCAGGGGAUUACAGAAGUGACUUUGACAUGGAGGUUGCUCUUUAACAACAACUGGUGUCAAAGAGAGACUCAUGCUGUGGUUCAUAGGAAGGAAAUAUAAAUGAGCAGAUAUCCGUGAUAAAUGGAGUCUGAGCAUGAGAUUUGACAGCACAGGAAAGAGGGGCUGGAAAUGUGAGAGCAGCGGAGACUGACAACGGAAACAGAGAGGGAAUUCUCCAGAUAUAGAAAAGUGUUAGAGGAUAUGUAAGAGAAAAUGUCGCCCCUUUGGAAGCUUUGUUUGGUGUCAACUAAACGGUGUGUCAGUGCUGCUGUUUUUGGUUCCUUUUUGGACUUGAAAUCACAGCGAGUGUGUUUUUGCAGCUGCUGCAGCAGGAAGUCAUGGGUUUCAGUACAUCCUGGAGUACCUGAAACUGAGUGCACCAGUGAAACAUUUAGAGAAGGUUUAUCGUAAGCAACUUUAUAAUACAUUUGUAUGGAAUAAUGAUAAUACAUUUGACCUGGUGUGAUAACAAUAACUUUGUGAUAUCAAGCUGCACUGUGAAGUUUCAUCUUUUAUCAUAAUAGAAAAAAAACAUUUUGGAAAUUACCUCCAACGUGUUUGUCAUUAAAAAAAAAAAAAGAUAACAUCAAGAGCAGCUCUAGGAACAGAGGAGGGGGAGAAACAGCAAGUCUUAGCAGCUUGCUUUGUGAAAAAUAUCAUUAUUGAAAGAACCACCUUUCAAAAUACAGUUGCUCUUGAUUCCUUCACAUCCCCACUCUAAGACUCUCUGAGUUGCAGUUAAUAAACUAGUGGCUCGUUGCACAAAUGUGUUUUAAAAGUUAAUAAACAGCUUCAUUAACUGUUAUGGUGUUUGUAAAUUUGUAUAUUAUGUGUCUGAUGAAAGGUUCAAUCUAACCAACCUUGAAAACUGACCUCAGAAUUAUGGAAAAUAACAGCUUCAGGAAUAUGAUCCCUGCACUCUGCUUUGUGGUGGAUUUCUGUGUGUCAGGCUAUAUUUACUUUUGGACAAUCAGCUCUUAUGUUGUGCUGGAAGCUGAUUUAGUAGGAAUAACGAAGAGAGCCAAGAUUUCACCACAGCACAAGACCUGCACAUACUUAACUUUGAGCAUUCGUACCAGGCUUCAAAGACUGCACUGAGUUAAUGUGCAACUGUGGAUAAACAGUUCGAGUACAUGCAAAGACCUAAGUCAAACUUUGAGUUAGGGCUGAGGGGGAAAAAUACUAGAUCUAUGAUACUGCCACAUAUUUCACUGUGAUAUUUAAAGCAACUCACUGAAGUCUGCUUGUGUUGAUUUGUAUUGAAGCAGAUGAUACAGACAAAGAAGAAAAUUAUUGUCUAAGAGCUGGUACAGGGAUAAUUUUGUCUGAGCUAAUCCUUCAGGGGUUGGUAGGUAAUCUUUAGUAAUGCAUUCAAUCAAUUAUUAACUAUUUGAGGUCCUGUAUAAGGACAGAAAUAAAGUACGUGAGAAAUUCAAUAACAAGUAAAUAAGAAACGACUCUCCUUAAAGGUUAUACAAAUACUCUUUAUGCAAAGUGUGUUACUGUCGGUGUUGUUCUUACAAUUUUAAUAAAAGUUAAUCCAUCCAUGAGCAAUUUAAACACUUCACUUCACAGACAUUCACGUGGUCACUCCUUAUUGUCCCCCCCUCCUCUCACAGACACCAGCCGGGUCCCCCCUCUCUACUGGCUGGGUGCCUCUGUCCAUGUUUUUAACUCCUGUGGACCCAGUGUGGGAAGUGGGACAGGCAGAGAAAUGUGAGGGCAGGACUCCCUGUUAAUGUUGUUGAAAAUUAGCACAACUCUGACACAUUUGAUCAAUGGUUUAUUAUUGUAGUGAAAGCUGUGUUUUGCCCCACAUGCUGCUUAACCCCUUUUUUUUCAUUCAUGAGCUUCCAGCCUAAACACAACAGCAUUAUUACCGAUAUAGCCACAUAAGGUACUGGACGUUUUAUAUGAAAGACACUGGGGUCAUUUCAGAUUGAAGGCCAACUAGUGGUAGCUGAGGCCUAUUCAAGAGAUUUGCCAACUAGCGUUAUUAUGUGGGAUUUUAAAGUAAUUUAAAGAAUAUGUAAGAAUAUAUUUAGAAUAUGUGCAAUGAUAUAACUUUGCAUGACUAUUAUAUCACAUCUACAAUGUUUGUAGUUCUAAUUAAAUCUUUGUUAAGACUUAUUAUAUUUGCCUACAUGCUCUCUUUCAUACCUAUUUAUUUUGCUAAUCCUACGACCUUAAAACUGUUGUCACUGCAGAUUUGGUGGUAUUGAUUCUGUUAGGAGUUUCUUGCUCCUUCAACCAAGCAAAGCUACUCGGUGAAGCAGAGAUGAGGGCGGCUCUGUGGUGACAGGAGAAACAGGUCUGACUGGCCUGUCAGCGCCGAGGCAGGGAGGCACCGGCCACCUUUCUAGUACAGGAUGUGCCUUUAUUCAUGCAUGCUGAUGACAAGAUGAACCGACCAAUGAGUGCCUUUCACAUUUGUCACACAGGAAAUUACUCGGGGCAAGUGUGAGAUGAGAGAUUCCAGUUAACUAUGUAAGGAAUUUGUAAAUAAGUUACCCUUUUCAGAUAGUAAAGACUCAAACCUGCAGCACUCAAUAGGUCAUAACUAUCUUGAUUCUUCUCUUCUCCUCCUAAUGCGAUAUAAUUUAAUAAGUUUUCUAAACCAGUUUGAAGUUCAGCUGUUUGCAUCGGUCCAUUUCUUUGUGGCAAAUUUCUUUAGGUUUUCACCAACUUUUUCGACCUUAUUUACACCUCGAGCAUUCAAAUCAAUAGAUUUAUACCUGCUCCUGUUUAACUGUGAAUCUGUAAAAACUUCACUAGUUGUCAUCUAUAUUUCUGUCCACAGGUGCACAAGUGCUGUCAUAACUGAGAGAAACGUGAAAUUGUCAAACCGGUUUCCUAACAUUCCACCUCUGCUUAAAAAAAUCAGCUUUCCAAACAAACUUAAGCAAGUCUGUUGUCUGCUUACACUGUAAUUUUGCUGGAAGGGUGUCCUCAAAACUGAAACCUGUUAUCUGUCAUACUUAUUGAGUCACGUUGUUGUCAGUUUUCUUACUCUCUUGAAGACAUGCAUCUCAAGCUGUCUGUCUCUGGUUCUUUCUCUUCUGCUCAACACUUAGCCCUUAAAUGUCAGAACCAAAGCUCACUAUUUACUCACAAAUUGGGCGUAAGAAAAGCUCCUCUUAACUCUAGCAUCGCUAACUUGAUUGAUAAGAAUAGGUAGUGUUUUCAAGAUGCAUCUAAAACCCAUCUCUAGUUUUAUAGGUUUACAAAGUCUUGUGACAGUAGAGGCUGGCUAAAGUAUGUUUCUCAAUCGGCAUAGGUCAUUGAAAGCCUAGAUUUAAUGGCCUGCAUUUGUGCUGUGUUAUGUGGUGUGAAAGAACCAAAGGGGGACAAUGUUAUUCUGUUUCUCCAGUGAGAAACUGAGCACUUGAAACAGCUUUUUGUUGCACGAGGUCCUUAAAAGAAAUCUCAAAUGCUCAUCGUGCAUCGUUGUCCCUCUCUCUGUUAAGUGUCACAGACUUCUGCCUCCUUUGUGCUGAACACUUCAUGUCUCGUUCUGUUUUGCAGAGCAGCGCAGCAGUGGUCCGUGAAAAGGCUGAAGUGGAGGCAGCCAAGGGUGCCGUGGAGGGUCAAGCAGGACGGCUGACCCAAGAGGCCGAGCGGCUGUCCAGGCGGGCACAGGAGCUUGAAAAUGAGGUGGCCAAACUCAACCGAAUCAUCGAUGAGGCCAAGCUACAGGAGAGCAGGCUGGGGGACAAAGUUGGCCGAUUUGAGGUGAGGGGUUAAGAUCAGACCAAAAAGUUAUGCUAGGUUUUUUAUAAAUCUAUCGUGUUUCUACACUGCCUGUUAAACAUAUUAUCAGAGAUGAAGUCUUAAAUUUUCACUUAUCAGAGGGAAAAGAAACAUCUGGAAGAGUCUCUGGCUGAAAUUAAAGAGCAAGAAGAGGAGAUGUCACGUGCCAAUCGAGCACUGACUGUCCGAUUGGAAGAUGUACAGGUGAGAAAAGCAACACCGCUUCACACAAUGUGGAGAGAAAUGUGGAUCGAUAUCACGGGCAAAGUUUUAUAUCUUUAGUUUUUGUCCUUUUGUAGAGAAACUUUACUAAACUGAGCAGUGAACACAAGCAGCUGGAGGAGAGCCUGCUUGAAGAGAGGGCUCAGAAGGAGCAGUUCAAGAACAUGAAGAAUGACAUUGAGGACGAAAGGAGGUUGCUGGACCGUACAGUGGAGAAACUCCAGAGGGAGGUGGGUGUAUUUGAGUCUGUAGCGCACACACACACACACACACACACACACACACACACACACACACACACACACACACACACACACACACACACAAAGCUAAGAGCAGACAUUACAUAGGCCAGAUACAGAUGGAUGGUAACAUCCAUUCAGUCAUUUAUCAAUAAGUUUGAGUUAUUUGCUGUUAAAUACAAAAUUCCAAAUUACAAGAUCGCAUGAACACAAUUAGAAGCAAUUAUACGCAACAUCAGAGAAAUUCAAAAUUACAGUUUUAAAUUGACCCAAAGGCACCAAAGUGUGAAGUUUAAAUGUUUGUUGUAAAGUAUUUCAUGUGAAUGCAGCAGAAUAACUAAAGGCCAUUCUUCCAAAUGUGGAGUUUGUCUGUGGGAUGUUGAGCACCAGUUAGUCAGUCACAAGAACAUGUUGAAUAUAUUGAUACUUCAGGCAAUUUACCAAUGAAGGCCUUAUAGAUAAACAAGAACCAAUGCCUGUCAUGUCGUUCUGUUAGAGAUGCCCAGUCCACCUUCCCAUAUAUAACACAAUGAUGAGUGGAGUAACCAUAACCUGUGAUGAAUCUGAGGGCUGAAUGAUCAAUGAAAUUCAGAGGCAGAGGAAUUUCUAUAAACAACAUCACCAUAAUCUAAAAUAGACUUAAAAAAAUUGCCUCAAUCAUUUGUUUUCUUACUUUUGUUUCUGUAGAGGAAUCCAAUUUUUUGGCAAGAGAAAACUAGAAGAUAAAAAUAUGAUCACUCACAUAAAAAGAAAGUUUAUUUUUGCAACAUCGAACACAGCAAGGGUAUUUGUUUUUUUCUUCUUGGGGGUACUGUAAGGAUCACUAUGUGAUACGCAGCAUGUGUGUUUCUCACGUUUCUCUCUUUCUUCUGCCCGUCCAUCUCACUGUGCCUGCAGAUGAAUGAUAUUGUAGAUGCAUCCCAGUUGUCCACUCGGGAGCUGCAGGAGCAAAUUGAUAUUUACAAAGAGAAGAACCGCAGGGAGCUGAUGGAGCUGCAGAAACUCCUGAAGGAGCGAGGACAAGAGCUUGAGAAGUACCUGCUGGUCACCAAAACCCUUCAAGAAGAGGUACAGUCAGUCACGUCAGACUGAUCUAACGGUUACUGAUCUGAGCGCUGAGAAUACUUGCAUGGGGAGAGAGGAGUUCAAAUCAAAGCCUCCUUAUUAGGCGGCCUGGCCAAGCCCUCCCAAGCAAAGCAGCAGAUGAUGAGCCAUUGUUCUGCCUGAGUUUGACCCCUCCCUCAAUAUCAUCCUCUGCUUUCUGAGCAUAGUGUCACCACUUAGGUAUUUCUGCUCUGCUGUGCAAACACAAAAACAGUAUUCAAGUAAGAAUAAGCCUCGUUUCUUUCCUAGAAGUGCUGUUGAACUCUCAGACUUAUGGUUAAAAUAGAAAUAUCAAGAGGCACCGCAACCCACAGUGAUGAUGGGGAAACUAGUGAUUAUGCCACAUAGUUAACACUCAGACAAUUGAAAUCAAAACACUUGUUAGUGCUUUGGAAUGUGAAGAAUGUUGUUUGUUUGAUUAAGAACUAAAAGAUCAUGAAUACAUUAUGUUAAACAAAUGGCAGCAAAUGUCGUUUUAUGUAUCUAUCAAACAUUUAUAUAAGAAGGUAGGGCUGUUGAGAGUGUAUGAACAGUGACCAAACAAAAUCAUUUUUAUAAAGUACCAAGUUACAGAGUGCACAAACUUCAGCAGAUGAACAUGAUGUUUGAAUACCCUCUUCAGAUGACAAUGGUAACCUUUGAAGCUUCAUUCCUCUCUUCUCUGAGGUGAUUUAUAACCAAACGGAAUAUUUCUGCCAACUCCUCACCGAAGUUGUUCCCUGCAAAAUAUCUGUCAGCUGCUGUUCGCUUACUUGACUCGAUUAUAAUGUUUACAAUGAAUAGAAACAUAUCUCUUUUUAUUUUAAGUGGGUGAUGUUUCACAUAUAAGAAAAAAACAGUAAAGAAAAGAAAGCAGAUCAAAGAUCUUGAGAAUGGGUUUGUGUGUCUUUAUAGAAGUAUGGAAAUACAUUCAGUAUGUCUUCAGGCCUCCGGGAUCCAAACAGUGUACCCAAACUCAGAUUGCGUAAACAACACUGUGUCUGUUUAUAAUGAAAUCUCAGCUGGAUGCUUUUUUAACAGAGCUUUGACAUGCCAUGCCCCCAUUUCAACUCCUCUUAGGCAGAAAAAAUAGAGUAUUUUUGAUAUUUUCUUAAACUUUCUACUCUCAGCCUUUGUUUCGCUGAUAGGUUAUUCUGCUUUAGUUGACUCUGAUUCGAUUUUUCAGCUCUACUUGUUCUUGUAUGUGAAGUGUGCUGUACAUGUAAGGACAAGGCCAGCAUCUCUUUUUCCCCCUGUCUCCAUCCAUGCUGAUGUAUCUCUGUCCAGCUGAUGCACAGGAAGUGGAGGAUGUCAGUGUUGUGAUAUCAUUGUUGUUAAAGCUGUGCAGGCAGGAUGCACAUCCUCCACAUCCUCCGCCACCUCUGAAAGAAGCUUGAAGCUCAGGACUCUGCCUUUACUUAGUCCACUUUUCCAGCUGCUCUCAAAUGCAUCUCCACCCAUAAGACUUGGCAAGACAUGACUAAUAGAAGAAGUGUGGGCUGCACACCAUCUUCUCUGCAAAACUCUUUCUUUUCAACAGACUCUUGGCCAAGAAAGAAGCGUAAAAAUAGCUGGGUUCAACCCCCAAAACUGCCUCAUUAAUAUUCAUAUACAAGCAUUUUUUAUUUAUUCCCUCAUUUUCUUAUAGCAGUUUAUGGUCUGAGAGGAGAUGCGUGAUUAUCCCAUUACACCCAUUACUAAGUCGUUGUGUGCUAAGCUGUGUCUCCAUGACUUAAAUUAGGUCUUACUUAAGUAUUUACAUGAUAAAAUAUGGAACAGUCCCGCGCUAAUUGCCAAAUAUUUGUCCUGGAUGAGAAAUAAGUAUAGGUGAUGGAUUUUCAUUGUCUUUGCAUAAAAGCAGCAGGGGCAGUUUUCCAGCUGUGGGGGGCACUGCUGCUGAAUGCACACAGGGGAAAACAAUAGCUGUACCUGUAUCAUUAUUCAUCAGGGGCCCCAUUUCCAAAUUUCCAUAAACAGAAACUAAGUAGUUGAUCAUCACCACAGCAGUAACAAGCAAGUAGCCGAAUAGAAGAGGGAGAUGAACCAAGGUCAGAGAGGAUGGGUGUAGUCCUAGCCCACUGUAGGAACGACAAGCUGAGGGACCUUUUAUGAGACCAUCAAACGUAGGUAAAUAUUGUCUUUAAAUAUCUUCUUUAAGAGGUGAUGUUUAACAUGUUGAAAUGUUUUUUUAGUUAUCACUUCGGGAGGAGGACCUGCGGCAUUGUGAGAAACAACGAGACGACGCUGUGCACAGGGGGAAGAUGCUUGAGAGAAAGGUUCAAGACCUGGAGUUGGAGGUUGAGACAAAGGCCUGUGCUAAAGAGGACAAAUCUCGACAGAUGAAGCUCAUGGAGGUAUAAAAAAAUGUCAAAGUCACUGAUAAAUUCAAGGUGAAAACAUAAAGACAGAUCCUUUCAGUCAACCACCAAGAGUACCUCAACACCUGGUGUCACCUUCAUCAUCAACGGUUUAAAUGUAGACAGCUGGUGUAACUGGGAUUGUAACUUCUUGGUUAUGCAGGACAGGCUUGCCCAACUGGAGCUGGACCUAGACGAAGAGCGUCAGGGUGGAGACCAGCUGAUGGACAGGAUAGACCGAGGGAGAGAGCAGGUACACGAUACAUCCACAUCCACAGCCACACACACACACAUACAUACAUACAUAAACUCAUCACAUUCUCAUUAUCAGUGUCAGUAACUCAAUGUCCAUGAUGUUCACUUUAGUUGACACAGAAGAGUCUCUUGUUCCAUCUCAACCUGUAAAUGAUAUCCAGACCUCCUGUUACUCUGUCUUCCACCUCUAACAUCACUCACCUCUGAAUGAAACAAACAUGUGAGCUCAAAAAACACUAUCUUGGCUUUAAAUUAAGUCCCAAAGGGAUCAGUCCUGUCACCGUCUGUGUUUCUGUGGUGAAAAUUAAGUGGACGGGUUAUUGCUUUGCAAGAUGAUCUUGCAUUAUCAUUCAGUUUGGCCACCGGCCAGCGUGGUCUAAGAGUGUCCAUCCAAUUUUCAUGCAUCAGCCACAAAAGACCCUUCUUAAUGCAGUGGCUGAGCCAAAAUAUGCAAGCUGCCAAAUGUCUCAAGUUUUUAGGGUGUGGAGUUCACUUGGAAAUGACUCUCAGUAACUUCAUCUUAAGAACAGAUGCAGUGCUUGUGCUGGAAGUUAGUUUUUAUACCCUUGCAAAUAAAUGUUCCAGUUUUCCUUCCUCCCUGAUAAAGCUGCUGACAGAGGCACUGUGGAGAAAGAUUUAGAUAAAGUACGACUACUUUAAGAAUUGUUGUUGGUUCGUGGAAGAGUGCUUACUAAUCAGAGAGAGGAUGUUGAUUCUGGUGUUUCUGAAAUAACACUGCUGCAUUGCAAACCCUUCAGAUUUUAUACGUAUGUUCCUGCCUUACAACUCCUCUAAAUUGAAUAUGAAAGGAUGAGAUCUGUCAGACUUGGCCUGGUUACAGGUUCCUCUUAGUCUAAACUGACACAGAUUCAAAGGUUGUGACUGAAAUUUGAAAUAAAUGUGCGUAGCGACAUCAAGAGAGGCUUAGUGUGGUUGAGUCGAGUAUUUAAAUCUCCUUAAAUGGUUUCCCUUUUAAAAAAUUCCUGGCAGCGAGAAAAGAGUGGCAUUGUGACAAAGUGGCAUUGGUUCAGCAUGAGGCUGAGGUCGGUCACCAAGGCAACACCCGAGCUUUGUGCAGUCAGAGUGGAGUAGGUUGAAUGUUCGUGCUGUGUGUGUGUGUGUGUGUGUGUGUGCUCUAAUGUCUGUUGGGAGGAGGAGGGGGAGGGAGGGUUGGGGUGUAUGGCUAUGAGGUGGAGGGGUGGUGGGGUUGCAGCAGAGGCAGCAGGAAGAACACCUGCGUCUCUCCUGGCACCAGGUGCUCCUCUCCUGUCUAAAUGAGAGUAAUCUCUCCUCCUCUCUCCCGCUGUCUCUCACAAAGCAGAUUAGUUUCGCUGUAUGUUCCAGUCUGCUGAUUCAGCUCCCUCAAGCACUGCGCCGGGUGCACCAGUUAUAGAGGCCAUCGUUCAUCAGAGCAGCCCACUGUCACACACUAAUUGGCAUAAAAUAUCACCAAUUCUGAGCUCCUUUCACAAAGAAAGAACCAUCACCGCUGUAUCGAUCAGUUUUCAUCCUCCUCUUUGAACUUGGCUCUCCCUCAACACUCAUGUUGGUGCAAUGGGGCUUUGCUGUGCUAAAGUCGUGUUCACUGACUGAGAGGCUGGACUCUUACAAAAUAUUAAUAUGAGAGGAAGAGUUUGAGAUGUUGACUGUCGUUUUACUGCAGAGCUACUUAGAAGGUCCAUCAAUAUGUCAUGUCUAUACUUUGAAUAUAAAGCUAAAAGCUGGUGAUCAGAACCUAAAAUAGACUAAACAUCUGCAGGGAUUACUGUAUUUAUUUAUAAUAAACGAGAGAUAUUUCCUAAAUCAAACAUCAGAGGAGCAGAAAAAAUAAAACAAUAUGCCAUCAUUCAGUCAACAUCAUACAGUCACAAAUAAUACAAGUGUUUUCAAGUUUCAAAGUAAUAUUUGUGUAAUUCGCUGUCAUCCUCAGUAUUUGUACUUUGAUUCCUCCUACCUAAUGUCACAGUGAGUCAAAAGUCAGAAGAGGAAUGCAGCCAGACUCGGUAAUCCAGUUCACCAAUUAACCGUGGCCCUCUCAGCAUUAACUCCUCUAUUGUUCAGCUUUUUGACUCACCGACUCUGCGGCGGUUUUUUUGCCAUGUGUGAGACUCAGACAGUGUCUGAUAAUAAUUGUCAUCAGACUGUGUAGCAAUGACAGUGUCUGGACUCGGUUUGACAGGUGGAGCAGAUGAGGAAUGAACUCCUGCAGGAGAGGGCUAGCAGACAGGACCUGGAGUGUGACAAGAUGGCUCUGGAGAGACAGGUACACACUCACCUGUCUGCAGGAAAACAACUACACACUGUGUCGCUCUACAAGCUCAGAGCAAAGCAACAACUCAAUUCAUUCAUAUGUCUUUUCAUCUUUUCAUUUGAUCGUGUCCAUCCCAAUUCCACUUUCUCGUUUUGGUUGCUGAUGUCUUAUUGUUGCACAUUUUUUACACCCAGUUGCCUCAAUUUCCCUCUAUUUGUGACACAACAGAACAAAGACCUGAAGAGCAGAGUGUCUCAUCUCGAGGGUUCCCACAAGCCCAACAAGGACGGCCUCGUAGCUCAGCUGGAGGAUCGCAUCCAGGAGCUGGAAGAGAGGCUGGAGGGGGAGGAGAGGUGAGAUAAAGACUCCUACUGAGAAAAGGAAGAGAAGUUCUGUGUUUCAAGUGAUGGAGGGAUGAAGCUGUAGGGAGCAAGUUAGAAUUUAAACUUUUACACUGAUGGGAUUCGGCACAAUAUUUGAAAUGAUGUUGCAGAAACAAUGUUGAUGUUGUUUAAAUUAAAGCUUGGUGACUUUAAUUCCUUCUCAGAAGAGUCCUUUAAGUUUAUUUUCAGCAUUUUAUUCUUAAAGUGAAAAUAUACAGUCAAGUAUACCAUAUGUAUGAGGUUGCAUGAUGCUGCUUGUGUUUUAGGGAGCGUGCCAACCUGCAGCUAGUGAACCGCAGGCUGGAGAGGAAGGUGAAAGAGAUGAUGAUGCAAACUGAGGAAGAGCAAAACUCAAUGCAAGACCAAAAGGACCAAGUAUGUGACAAACCAUCAGUCAUUGAUUACAAACUUUGUGUUAAGUAAAUGAUUUUGCAUCCCUCAGGCAUAUAUACUCACUACAUUUGUGGGUUGAUGUUUAAAUCUCUCUGACUUGUUGCAUAUUUUUCUGUCUUUUUUAAGUUGAAUCUGCGUCUGAAGGCAUUGAAGCGGCAGAUGGAUGAGGCUGAGGAGGAGAUCGACAGACUGGAACACGGCAAGAAGAAACUGCAGAGAGACCUGGACGAGCAAGUGGAGGCCAAUGAUCAGCUCCAGAGUCAGCUCAAAGCUCUGCGCAGCGAGAUCAGGUACACAACGAUGUCCGGUUCCUCACUUUAUCAUCUAUAACAAACAAAUCAAUGAUUCAAAUGAGAAAAGGUUUAGAGAUGAUGCACAGACAUCCUCAGAGUUACAUCACUCUUCUCAUGCAGGCGAAAGAGCAACUCGGCGCCUCUGCUCAACAAUCUGCACAAUGACGACGAUGAUGACGACGACAUCAGCACCGAUGGGGAGACAUAUUUCAGCUCAUCCUCAGGCUACAAGCGAUCCUCGAGUCAGGACAACAUAUUGUCAACCCUCACUCUGUAA